UUGACAUUUGGUGGGUGCUGCACAUGUAUUUCAAUCAAUUUCGCAGCAUUUCGGUCAGACGGCAUAGUUUCAUUUGCAAAAUUCUCAAAAUUUCCAAUUAAAACAGUCUAAACGGGAAAAUUACAUCAAUUUUACGUUCAUUGUAUGAAAUAGAGACAGUUGGGGGCUAAGAAAGGCAGGUCUCAGUUAAAAUCGUGAAUAGUUUUGGUACAUUCUCGAAAGCCGACUACACACAAUGUUGUGAUAUGGUUAUGCAAGCAAUAAAAGUGGAAUAACUUUUGUAAUUAUCUCGGCCGUUUUUAAAUGCAUCAAUAAAGUUCUGUGCGACAAAUCAAACCAUGGUGUUCAGUCGAAUUGUGUCAAAUAUAAAACAUAGCUCAAAUGCCGCAUUGAAAUCAUGGUGCUAUCAAUGCGAGAGCAUCUUGGCCCAGCGCUCGAGAAGGUUGCAGCAGCUGUUUACAUUUUAUCAUCGGGUCUAUGGACCGCAGGGGCUUAAAAUGCUAAUACGUUCCUAUCACCGACAAUUGCCGCAAUUCAAGGGCAAAAACUUUGUCCUAAGUGCUGUGGGUGCCAUUGGCUUGACGGCAUCAAAUGGAGUUUCGGGGGGAUUCGAUUGGAGUUCUGAGCGCCUAAGCCUGCUAAAUUUUGAAGCCUGCCAGGGUGAUAUUGAAUUUAUCAACACCCUACCACAAAAUAAGCUUUGUGAUCUAUGCAAGGAGUAUAAAAUGAAAUAUUGUUAUUGUCUGGUGGGCAAUAAGAAGUGUCCUGCAGCGACCGGUAAUGGUGGUGGUGCUGGUGUCAAUGAAAAGAAAAAGCCAAUGAGAGGAAAUUGUAGGAGAGCAUUUCAUUUUUACAAAGAUGGUGCGGCUGAAAUGGGCAGGGCCUUAAUACAAAAUGCCGAAGAACAGCCAUGGGAACCGUACAUGAGCAAAGAUCAAUUUUCGAUAUGGCGCAGAGAAGAACGCUCAGCCAUGUACUCGUAUAAGGUAUAUGCCUAUUUCAAUGAUAUUUCGGCAGCUGAUUUGAUGCAUGUUCAAGUUGAUUUGGAUUAUCGCAAGGAGUGGGAUAACACUGCUGUGGCCUUACAUUUGAUUGAAGAAGAUCCGGUGCCGGGAACCAAUUCCCAUCUCAUCUAUUGGGAAAUGCAAUGGCCCAGGCUGUUCAGCAAUCGUGAUUAUGUGUAUUGUCGUCGUUUUGUGUGCGAUGACAAACGGAAGGUUAUGAUGGUGGCAAAUCGUGGCACCACCCAUCCCAAUUAUCCCCAGUAUGGCGACAAGGUGCGUGUCACAGACUAUUGGAGUUUUAUGGUCAUUAAACCAUAUCGCAGUUUUCAAGAACCCGGUGUCCAUUAUGUUUUGACGUAUUACGAUGAUCCCGGCUUGCCAAUACCGCAAAGUGUCAAGGCCUGGGUCGCACAAAAACAAAUGCCUGAUGUUUUACAUAACAUGUAUCAUGCCACGAAAAACUAUUCCUAUCGCAAGGCAUUGGCCAUGAAGGAUGUCUUUAAUAAUUUCACAACCAUUAAUGAUGACUACACGGCCAAUGAGUCGCGCAAUAGUUGGUUUAAGAAGAUUUUAAGGCAUAGAAACCACAAUGAAAGCUUAAAGGAAAAGGAAAAAUGAAAAGCGAAUAGGGGCAGAAAUUAGUAAAGAAAAAAGGGGAAAAGGG
Musca domestica (house fly) is the source of this 1668-nucleotide messenger RNA. RefSeq names its product stAR-related lipid transfer protein 7, mitochondrial. The transcript has a single exon. Bases 339 to 1622 code for a protein of 427 amino acids. Gene Ontology annotation, molecular function: lipid binding. The record is from RefSeq and is a predicted model, not a curated record. NCBI's taxonomy places the organism in Eukaryota, Metazoa, Arthropoda, Insecta, Diptera, Muscidae.